Messenger RNA from Arachis duranensis, 1084 nucleotides. RefSeq lists its product as uncharacterized. The coding region runs from base 426 to 938 and encodes 170 amino acids. The record is from RefSeq and is a predicted model, not a curated record. NCBI's taxonomy places the organism in Eukaryota, Viridiplantae, Streptophyta, Magnoliopsida, Fabales, Fabaceae. The transcript is spliced from 3 exons.
CAGAUUUGUUUGGCAUGCCUAAAACCUCAUGCAAUAGCACUCUUGGUUCCCGUGUGAGAUGAGAGAAUAAUCUCAAAACUCUUCAAAUAAUAGUUUCAUUGCAUCAUUCUAUCUAUAUACACUGAGGAUCUAGCAGUCUACUAGCAAGUAGUGUGUUUAAUUUUCUCAAAUAAAACAAGGUUGUUGCUGAACUUUAUGUGGCCAUAUAUAUAUAGUUGAAGGAGCUUGUUUUCUUUCCUUGAGAGAGUUACGUUCCUUUUCUUGGAUUGUCUUCUUCAAUGAAAUCUCACAGGUAACAUCAAAUUGAUAACUGAUAUAUGAAGGUUGAAUGAUAAACAUACAUGAACAUCUGAACACAAGUUUCCACCAAAGUAUAGUUAUUAGUUAAUACUGCAGAAGCUUAAUUAGCAGUUAGAUAUCCAAUAAUGGAGAAGAAGCUCAUUAGGCCAUGUGACAGAGAAUACAUGAGGAUGGCCAUGCUAAAACAUGAACAAACUUUCAAACAACAGGUGUAUGAACUUCACCGUUUGUAUAGGAUUCAGCAGGCACUGAUGAAAAACAUGGAAGGCAGCAGCAGCAGAAUCAGUGAAAUUGAAGAGUCAGAGAUUGAGUUGACUCUAGGGCCUUCAAGUCACUACAACCGUAAGAAAGUUGUUGAGGCAUCACCUCUAACUUCAGAUUCAGGUCAAAGCUUUUCUUCUUCUUCUGGUUCUGGUUCUGGAUCCUGUUUCAUACACAACAACACAAGUUUCAAGACCCACCAAUAUCAUAGCAGCCAUAGAGAAGAAUUAGGUGGAGGCAUUAUAGGCCUUGUCCAAGUGCCACAUUCAAGUAGUGGUGUUAGAAACGGUUACCAUAUUAUUGAAGAACAAUCAAGACUAGAGAGAUCAAAACAGCCACCUUCACUUCUUCAAGUAUUGAGCCUUAGCAUUACAUGAGAAUUUCUAUGGUCAAUGUGAUACAUAUAUAUAUCUGCUUAAUUUACUACUGUUUUGACUAUUAUCAAGUGCAGUUUUAUGAUGUCUUGUGUAUAAAGUACUGAGUUUUAUGGUUUAACCGGUUAUGGUGUCUAAUAUUUCUUUGA